UUUAAGAUUUUUUUUACUGCAAACAAGAGCGGAAAUGGCUACUCGUCAAGCAAUGUCUAUUUGCGAUCCGUCGCGGCGGUCAGGGAAUUAUCAGCCAAGCAUAUGGACGGACGAGCGUGUGCAAUCCCUCACGGGCAACUCCACGGUAAAACGAGAAGAGAAUCGUGAGAGAAUAAACGUACUAAAGGAGCAGACCAGGAAUCUGAUACGUGAGAAGCAACAAGUAGCAGAGCAGCUUCAACUGAUCGACCACCUGCAGCAGCUCGGCGUGGCUUACCACUUCAAAGACGAGAUUGUAGAAGUUUUAAGUCGUCUUCAUGCUUCUUUAGACCAUGUGAGCUCGCAGCUGAAGGAUGAUCUGCAUGCCACGGCGCUGCUCUUCAGGUUCCUCAGAGCAAAUGGCUUCUCUGUUUCACAAGAUUUGUUCGAGACAUUUAGAGACGAGAUUGGAAACUUCGAAGUUCGCUGUGAGAACCAGAUCAGAGGGCUUCUGAGUCUGUACGAAGCUUCCUACAUCGAGAAGGAAGGAGAGACUGUGCUAAAGGAAGCCAUGGAUUUCGCGACUGAGCAGCUGAAAGAAUUCAUGGAGGAAGGAUCUGUUCCUGAGUCUGGCGAUCUCAGAGAUCAGCACAGGGGGUUCAUUGAAGCAUUCCGUGGAGACGACACCAUCAACCCUCUUCUCCUGGAGUUUGCUAAGCUCGACUUCAAUAUGGUUCAGGACGCGUACAAGAGUGAACUUAGAGAGCUCUCCGGUAAAUUAAUCUGCAUCUAA
Zingiber officinale is the source of this 772-nucleotide messenger RNA. Its product is annotated as myrcene synthase, chloroplastic-like. The record is from RefSeq and is a predicted model, not a curated record. The transcript has 4 exons. NCBI's taxonomy places the organism in Eukaryota, Viridiplantae, Streptophyta, Magnoliopsida, Zingiberales, Zingiberaceae. Gene Ontology annotation, molecular function: terpene synthase activity. Bases 35 to 772 code for a protein of 245 amino acids.